This is a messenger RNA of Adineta ricciae, 735 nucleotides long. The record is from the annotation of a GenBank genome assembly. NCBI's taxonomy places the organism in Eukaryota, Metazoa, Rotifera, Eurotatoria, Adinetida, Adinetidae.
AUGCCGUCAUCAGCUCACAAGAAUACUCGAUUCUAUUCAACCAAGACAUUUCGGCUGGUAUCGAUGAUGACAUUGACAUUUUCAUAUUUCGUCGUCGAACUUGUUGUCGGCAACAUUACCAAUUCAUUAGCAUUGGUAGCCGAUGCUUUCCACAUGCUAUCUGAUCUAAUAGCUCUUGCAAUCGGAUUAAUAGUUGUGCGGAUAGCUAAAAGACGUUCUGAUAUUAACACAUUCGGAUGGGUACGUGCUGAAGUCGUUGGUGCCAAUAUCAACUCUGUCUUCUUGUUGGCUCUUUGUUUAACAAUUAUUUUUGAUACUAUCAAACGGUACAUUCAACCGGAAUCUAUCGAGAAUCCUACUCUACUCCUCAUUGUUGGAUCGGUGGGUCUUGGAAUUAAUAUCAUUGGUCUGUUUCUAUUCCAAGGUUUUCAUGGUCAUUCACAUGGUGGUGGUAGCGAUGUUCAUGAGGCACAUGGUCAUAGCCAUAAGAGCACAGAACGUGAUCAUGGUCAUAGUCACAAACAUAAAACGAAGCGUGCACUAAGCCAUCAUGUAGAUGACAAAUCGCCGACAGAACAAGCAAAAACAGUAACUUCGAUCGGAAAGAACACGCACGAUAUUACACCGUCAAUAUCUGAUGAAAACAUCGAACCACUUGAAGUCGUUGUCACUUCCUCUGACUUCAGAAGACACAGCCUUCGAGCUCUCGACGAGGUUAUUGUCGACUGCAUNUGA